CACCAAAUCAUCACAGCCACGGGAACCAGUACAGACAAGUACAACGUCGGUAUGUUCUCGGCAUACGUUUACUUCGUGGGGUUAUUAUGCUGGGUCCUUUGUUCCAAUAGUGCAUUGGAGAUUCACAGACACAGACGAAUUCUGUUGUCAGACCCGAACUAUCUACAGAAUGAACUGCAUGAAAUUCAAGUCAAGCUUCAGGAAUAUGAAGUGGUGAAGAGUCAAGUUGACACACUCCAAUCGGAAGUAGAUACCCUUAAAUCAACCAAUCAGCAAUUAGAACAGCAACUCCCAAAAAUUGCUACGAGAGGUACAGUUUAUGUUCGUUGGGGCAGAACGGAUUGUCCUGGAAAUGGAACGGAGCUCGUUUAUACAGGUUACGCUGGUGGGUCAUGGUAUGACCACUACGGUGCGGCGGCAGAGUACACCUGUUUACCUGCUGAUCCAAUAUGGGGACCAAACAAAGACAUACGUAGCUACUAUCCAGCACUAAUGUACGGCGCAGAGUAUGAAGAUACGCUUCUCUUUAAUGUGCCAAACACUUAUGAAGACGUACCCUGUGCAGUGUGCCGUAGCUCAACCCACUCAACAUCAAUCAUGAUUCCGGCUCGGACCCAAUGCUACUCUGGCUGGGAUAAAGCAUACGUCGGGGAUCUAGCCGGUGGCUAUUACGACAGCAAGGCAGCAACCCAAUACGUAUGUGUAGACGAGAAUGCACAGGCCCUGGCAGGAGGCGGAACCACUAACGACAAUGGGAAGGUCUUCCAUCAGGUUCGGACGAGAUGCGGGUCACUGAAGUGUCCACCGUACGAAAACGAUAAAGCAUUGGCGUGUGUGGUCUGUUUGAAAUAAAUGUUUUUGAAGCAAA
This is a messenger RNA of Mizuhopecten yessoensis (Yesso scallop), 868 nucleotides long. Its product is annotated as short-chain collagen C4-like. The coding region runs from base 52 to 852 and encodes 266 amino acids. The transcript has 3 exons. NCBI's taxonomy places the organism in Eukaryota, Metazoa, Mollusca, Bivalvia, Pectinida, Pectinidae. The record is from RefSeq and is a predicted model, not a curated record.